AAAACCAUUUCAUUAUAAAUUCUACGUACACUCCCCACUUCAUCUCCUCAAAUUCAUCAAAACACACUACAAGAAAAUGUUGAUUCGUCUCCCUUUAUUGUGUCUUCUUGUUUCAGUCACGGCCAUUGCGGCUGACUUAACACCGGAGCGUUAUUGGAACACUGCCUUACCGAACACUCCCAUGCCAAACUCUCUUCGUCAUCUUUUCACACCAGAUUUCACUGAUGAGAAGAGCACGGACGUCCAAGUAGGCAAAGGAGGCGUGAACGUUAACGCCGGAAAAGGCAAAACCGGCGGAGGAACCGCCGUGAACGUUGGAAAAGGAGGUGUGUACGUGGACACCGGCAAGGGCAAGGGAACACACGUGAGCGUUAGCGGAGGAAAAGGUCCCGGGGGAGGCGUAGGCGUCCACACCGGGAAACCCGGAAAGAGAACCGACGUAGGAGUGGGUAAAGGCGGCGUUAUAGUGCACACGCGCCACAAGGGCAAGCCGGUCUACGUCGGUGUAACACCAGGACCGAACCCUUUCGUGUAUAACUACGCAGCGAGCGAGACUCAGCUCCACGACGACCCCAAAGCGGCUCUCUUCUUCUUGGAGAAGGACAUGGUUCCCGGAAAAGCUAUGAGCCUUAGAUUUAAUGCGGAAGACGGUUACGAUGGUAAAACGGCGUUCUUGCCGCGUGGGGAGGCGGAGACGGUGCCGUUUGGGUCGGAGAAGUUUUCAGAGAUCUUGAGUAUCUUCUCGGUGAAGCCAGGUUCGGGAGAAGCUGAGAUGAUGAAGAAGACUAUUGAGGAGUGUGAAGCGAAAAGGGUUGGCGGAGAGGAGAAGUAUUGUGCGACUUCUUUGGAGUCAAUGGUCGAUUUUAGCGUUUCUAAACUUGGCAACUAUCACGUCCGUGCUGUUUCCACUGAGGUGGCUGAGAAGAAUGCACCGAUGCAGAAGUACAAAAUAGCGGCAGCCGGGAUAAAGAAAUUGUCGGACGACAAGUCAGUGGUGUGCCACAAACAGAAGUACCCAUUCGCGGUGUUCUACUGCCACAAGGCCAUGAUGACGAGCGUUUAUGCUGUUCCGCUCGAAGGAGAGAACGGGCUAAGGGCUAAAGCGGUUGCGGUAUGCCACAAGAACACCUCGGCUUGGAACCCAAACCACAUGGCCUUCAAAGUGCUUAAGGUGAAGCCUGGGACUGUUCCGGUCUGCCAUUUCCUCCCUGAGACCCAUGUUGUUUGGUUCACCUAUUAGAUAGAUCUGCUUUUAUAUAUUGUGGGCUAUAUGUAAUAAAAAAUAAUGUUUGAUACACUCUCUUUUGGUAUGUUUUGAUUAUGAAUAUACAUAUACACAUAACACAUAUGCGUCGCUUCAUAUAGUCAAAGAAUGAAAUGCAUCUAUAUGUUUUCACU
Molecule: messenger RNA, 1398 nt
Organism: Raphanus sativus (radish)
Lineage: Eukaryota; Viridiplantae; Streptophyta; Magnoliopsida; Brassicales; Brassicaceae
Product: BURP domain protein RD22
Exons: 3
Coding region: 77-1240 (387 amino acids)
Source: RefSeq, a predicted model, not a curated record